Aspergillus fumigatus Af293 is the source of this 1539-nucleotide messenger RNA. RefSeq names its product protoheme IX farnesyltransferase (gene cox10). Gene Ontology annotation, cellular component: mitochondrial membrane; mitochondrion. Gene Ontology annotation, molecular function: protoheme IX farnesyltransferase activity. NCBI's taxonomy places the organism in Eukaryota, Fungi, Ascomycota, Eurotiomycetes, Eurotiales, Aspergillaceae. Gene Ontology annotation, biological process: heme biosynthetic process. The record is from RefSeq and is a predicted model, not a curated record.
AUGAUUUAUCUCCGGUCCUCGUUGCUGAGGUCUGGAUUGGCUCGAGAUCCUGCUCGCCUGUGUUCACAAUGCUUCUCACGACUCUCACCAUCACGACGACCUGUCGCAGUUCGCAGCUUCUUCUCCUCAUCUCGGCUGCGGGCUGGCAUUGCCGAUCAUGAAUCAACUCCCUCGACUGUCCAAAAGACCUAUUUUUCUGCCAAUCGGACCGCAGAUGGCUUACUUGCAUCCUUAUCCGCCGUCAAUAGCUCCCCUCGAAGUAUUGCCGACAAUGCGUUAUCACAGGGUGCAGCCAGUUCGGAGUCGAUUACUUCACAGUCUACUUCACAAGAGUUACCUCAUCGCCGGAGGAAGCGGUUAAAGGAAGAGGCGGCCAAGAAUAAUGCUGCAGAAACCGAACUCCCUCCUGAUGCCUCGUCUCAAUUGUCCACCCUCUCAUCAGCCCUCCCUGCGACUUCCCUGCGCCGCAAGCUGGCUGCGUUUCUCGCCCUCACAAAGCCUCGUCUCUCGUUCCUGAUCGUGUUGACGACUACCUCCGCUUAUGGGAUGUACCCGAUCUCCUCUCUUCUCACACUUGACCCUUCAAUGACUCCCCUACCGACCCUCUCGACCUCAACCUUGACCUUUCUCUACCUGACCACAGGAACCUUCUUGUCUUCAUGCAGCGCCAAUACCUUGAAUAUGCUCCUUGAACCUAAAUACGAUGCCCUCAUGUCACGGACACGGAACCGGCCGUUAGUGCGGGGGCUACUCUCACGCCGUGCUGCGGUAUUGUUUGCGAUUGCGACUGCUGCUGCAGGUCUCGGUUUGUUAUACAUUGGAACGAACCCUACGACUACUGCGCUCUCCGCCAGUAAUAUCUGUCUCUAUGCCUUUGUGUAUACGCCGCUGAAGCGUAUAUCAGUGAUCAACACCUGGGUAGGCGCCGUGGUAGGAGGCAUUCCUCCGUUGAUGGGUUGGACCGCUGCAGCAGGCCAGACAGCGACCACUGGCCACGACAGCUGGCGGGACAUGUUGUUCAGCAAGGAUAGCAUCGGUGGUUGGCUCCUGGGUGGCAUUCUCUUUGCAUGGCAGUUUCCUCAUUUCAAUGCUUUGUCCUACAUGAUCCGUGAAGAGUACAAGGCAGCCGGGUACAGGAUGCUCGCAUGGACUAAUCCCGCCGCAAAUGCCCGUGUCGCACUACGAUAUUCUCUUCUCAUGUUUCCUUUCUCCGUCGGUCUCUGGUGGGUAGGAGUUGUCGGUAAUGGUUUCCUGGUUGGAAGCACGGCGGCCAAUGGCUGGCUAGUCAAAGAGGCCUACAAAUUCUGGCGGCACCAAGGCGCCAACGGCAGUGCUCGACGCCUCUUCUGGGCCAGUAUUUGGCAGCUGCCAAUCCUCCUUGUCGGUGGUCUGGUCACGAAGAAAGGUCUCUGGGAUGGUGUCUGGAACAAUGUUUUCGGUCAGCCUGUGGAAGACGAGGAUGACUAUCUCUGGGAGGAUGAGGAUGAAGUGGCAGAGGCGGAGCGCAAGAUGAUACCUGCGAAGACGAGUAGCUCGUGA